GUGAACGGAACGGACCAGGACCCGCGAUAAAAAUAAUAAUUUGUGCAUUUGAACUCAAGCUGAAUUUUUGAAACAUCCGACCGCGACGUGAUAUAACUACAAGUUGUUUUUUUUUUUGCUAGAAAUAUAUGCUGCUAUAUCUUUUUUGUUUUGUUUUCGAUUUAAAUGAAAAUGCUUAGUCAGAUAGAGUUUAUAGUGUUCUUGAUUUUUGAAACUCUAUUUGAGGAGCCGCAUCAUGUUCUGGACGGCAGUGGCCUCGUCCACGAUUUCAUCAUCAAGCAUAGAGCCAUCGGCAGCACUGGCCAGUGCAGCGCCCAACUAUCAGCAGCUGCAUACGAAGCCGCCGCUCCGCUCUCUGACCAAUAGCUGGCAGAUAAGCAAUGCAGCAUUCAAGACGCGUCUGCACCAUCAGCAGCAGGAACAGAAGGAACAGAAAGAACAGAAGCAACAAAAGCAACAGGAGCAGAAGCAGCAACAGCAACAGGAGGAACAGAAGCUAAAGGAACAAAAGCAAAAACUGCAGCAGCAGCAACAACAGCAGCAACAGCAACAGGAAGAACAAAUAAUUUCACAGCAGGAAAAGCGACAGCAAAAGCCAAGAGAGGAAGAUGAUCAGCAGUCUCCAGCGACAGUAGCAAAGAAGAAAAUAGUUCCAAAAAGUGAAACUACACGAAAAAUAUUCAAAGCUUUAGCCUCCACCUGCAAGUGCACAAAAAAGUAAAAAAAAAAAAAAAAACAAGAUAGUGUGAGAUGGAAGGUGGUAGAAGUGCAUCCCAAACCGGAGUCAUUUGAACUAAUUAGUGUCCAGCGGAAUACAUGAUUUUCAGCUAAUAAGUGUUCAAGUGCAUGCAAUACUGAGAGACAGGAAAAGACUGCAAAUGAGGGGAGAUGAGAGAGGAGCCAAUGCCCAAAACAAUAAUCGCAAUAGCGCCCACAACUAAGGAACAUUUUUUGAUGCAUUUUUCCUCUAGACGAUAGGAACAAAACAACAACAACAACAAAAAACGGAGA
Messenger RNA from Drosophila obscura, 1011 nucleotides. RefSeq lists its product as uncharacterized. Bases 236 to 721 code for a protein of 161 amino acids. The record is from RefSeq and is a predicted model, not a curated record. The transcript has a single exon. Lineage: Eukaryota; Metazoa; Arthropoda; Insecta; Diptera; Drosophilidae.